Lotus japonicus is the source of this 726-nucleotide messenger RNA. RefSeq lists its product as uncharacterized. Lineage: Eukaryota; Viridiplantae; Streptophyta; Magnoliopsida; Fabales; Fabaceae. Bases 16 to 504 code for a protein of 162 amino acids. Gene Ontology annotation, biological process: translation. Gene Ontology annotation, cellular component: large ribosomal subunit; mitochondrion. The transcript is spliced from 2 exons. The record is from RefSeq and is a predicted model, not a curated record. Gene Ontology annotation, molecular function: structural constituent of ribosome.
AUCAAAGUUAUACUCAUGAAACUUGUUGGGUCAGGUCGGUUCUCCGGCAGCCAUUUUACCUUUCUGUUCCAAACCCAAAUCACGAAAUCAGCAGAGAGCAAACCCCUUCACCGGCGUCCACUGCAGCCGUUCUUUCAUUCUCACCCACCUAGAAUCACUUCAGUCGAAGGCAUGAGUGCAUUCAAAGCUUACAAGGCUUGUGCCCCCAUUGCUUGGAGCCCUAAUCUCUAUAUAACUCUGGUGAGGGGCAUUCCGGGGACAAGGAGGCUCCAUAGGCGUACUUUGGAAGCACUACGCCUGGGCAAAUGCAAUCGAACUGUAAUGCGAUGGAACACACCUACUGUUAGGGGAAUGCUUCAACAGGUUUUAACAGAAGCUCUACACAAGUCCAUUAUCUGCUGGAAACAACUUAUCUCCCUUUGCCCGCAAACAGAAGGACGAAGCCCACCUAGCCCUCCGCUGGUCAUAAAUCAUCAACCUGCUGCUGCUGCUGGUGCCUCAUAAAUCAUAGUAAUCUGCUGUGUUCUUAAAAUGUUGUCUCUUUGCUGCUAGUUCUAUCAGGUGCAGAAGUUGAGAGCUUUGGCCUCAAAUGAAUAAACUCUUGCUUUAAAGAUCAUAUUUUUAGUUUGAUAUAUACUUUGUAGUGUUUUCAACAGAUAAACAUUAGUCAAAUUUUGGCUUCUGCUUAUGAAAAGGGGCUGUUAAGAGGUUCCUUACUUUCUUUAA